Messenger RNA from Chironomus riparius, 1249 nucleotides. The record is from the annotation of a GenBank genome assembly. Lineage: Eukaryota; Metazoa; Arthropoda; Insecta; Diptera; Chironomidae.
CAAAAUUCAGUCUAAAAUGAAAGUUCAAUCGAUUCAGAAGUCUAAAAUUUAUUUUAAAUUUUAAAUAUAAGUGAGAAGAUAAUGUUUUCUCAAGUUAUAGCAUAUCUACUGAUAGGAUUAUUUAGCAUUCUACUUUUAUUGAAAUUAAUCUUGCGUCAUGGAAGAUAUAAUAAGUCAACACUGAUAGAUAAUAAAGUUGUCAUAAUCACCGGCGGUAGCACUGGAAUCGGAAAAGCUUGUGCAAUUGAUUUAGCAAAGCGUGGUGGAAAGAUCUAUAUCGCAUGCAGAGAUGAACCAAAUAAUGAACAGGCAUUUGAAGACAUCAGAAACGAAAGUGGAAGUAACAAUAUUCAUUUUCUUGAACUUGAUUUAGCAUCGUUGAAAUCAAUCAGGAAAUUCUCUGAAAAGUUUUAUAAACUUGAGACUAAACUUGACAUCCUUAUUAAUAAUGCUGGGGUAUUGACUCCCAAAAAACAACUGACUGAAGAUGGCUUUGAGAUGCAUAUGGGUGUUAAUUAUUUGGGUCAUUUCCUUCUUACAAAUUUAUUGCUUGACAUGUUGAAAGCAUCUGAACCAAGUAGAAUAAUUCUAGUUUCAUCAGUCAUUCAUAGAGUUUGUAGCCUUAAACAUAAAGAUUUGAUGAGCAAACAAUAUUUCUCUAAGUAUAGAGCUUAUGGAAUGAGUAAAUUGGCAAUCCUUUUAUUUACAAAAGAACUUUCGAGAAGGCUGAAAAAUACAAAAGUCACAGUUAACUGCUGUCAUCCUGGUCUUGUCAACACAGAUAUAACUCAAGAGAUCAUAAGUGAUAUAGUUUCGAAAAUCUAUAGUUUAUUUGCAAAAACACCUCUAGAAGGUGCACAAAAUUAUAUAAAGCUUGCAGUCGAUCCUAACUUGGAAUCUGUUACUGGAAAAUAUUUUGAAGAUUGUCAGGAAAAAGAACCAUCAAGUGAAGCUAAAGAUAUUGAUAUUGCUAAAUGGCUAUGGGAGAAAAGCUCUGAACUUGUUUCACUUUGAUUGGUUUUUUGGGAUAAUUACAAACCUUAUUCAAAUGGAACAUAGCGUAAGAACUGAAUAAAUACAAGCUAGUAGACGCAUAGCCAGGAGGGUCUUGUCUCCCCCUUAAACGUUUUGAACCACAGCAAGAGCCGCUUAAAACGCUUAAUAGGGGGACAAGACCCUCUUGGCUAUGCGCCUGCAAGCUAGGAAAUAAUUGAAAACUAGAGUAUAAGACUAUGUAAGCUUGAUCCAG